ACGGCCAGGGCCUAUAAGAAAGCUGUAGCAGAAGCUAAUGCAAAAGCGCUCUUAGAGGGAUCAGAUAAUACUGAAACUAAUGAGGGACUUAAGGCAAAAGUCAAAAAGAAGAGAAGUCUUGUUGGAGAACAUUAUUACGAAGAGUUUUCAACAGAAUUUUAG
Molecule: messenger RNA, 162 nt
Organism: Funneliformis mosseae
Lineage: Eukaryota; Fungi; Glomeromycota; Glomeromycetes; Glomerales; Glomeraceae
Source: the annotation of a GenBank genome assembly